AUGCCCCGAUCAGAUUGAUCAACGGUCCUAACUCCUGCUCUGGGAGAGUGGAGGUCUACCACAGUGGUAGCUGGGGGACGGUGUGUGAUGACUCGUGGGACUUGAGUGACGCCCAGGUGGUUUGUAGACAGCUGGGCUGUGGGAGCGCUCUGUCUGCACCACACCAAGCCCACUUCGGACAGGGGAACGGGACAAUAUGGAUGGAUGAUGUUGGAUGUACAGGCAGCGAAUCUAAUCUCACAAGGUGCAGUCACAAUGGGUUUGGGAGACACAACUGUAAUCAUGGUGAAGACGCUGGUGUCGUCUGUUCGGACUCAGAGCGUCCUUCCAACUUAGGCCCAGAGCUGGUGUGUGGUCGGCGCCUCCUAGAGGUGGGUCUCAGCCGGUCUGCUCUGGAGACUGCAGGUCUGAACGCGUUCUCUGCUCACCUGGCCGACCUCGGCUGCUCCUCCCACCAGGAAGCUAACGGCACAGUGUGGUACCAGGUGGAGCGCAGGGAGGGACGCUGUGGAAACACACUGACGACCAACAGCAGCCAUGCCAUCUACUCCAACAGUUUAUUCAUCUACCAGGUGCACAAUGUCUCCUUCACCCGACCCGUGAGCAUACCUUUCUCCUGUGCCUAUCCGCUAGACACAGAGAGCAGCCUAGAUGUGGCCGUCGUACCCUACCUGCCGGUGGAAGGUGGAGUUUCAGGUAUUGGCUCCAAGGCAUCAGCCUCCAUGUCUCUGUACCACAACUCCAACUACACAGAGCCUUACCCAGCGGGUCAGAGAGUCACUCUGCCACUGGGCUCUGCUCUGCAUGUGGGUGUGUCCGUCAACGAGACGGAGACGGAGCGAUUUGUGGUUGUCCUGGACAACUGCUACCGCACUCACUCCCCAACCCUGAUGACCCUAUGAGAUAUUUCAUCAUUCAGAACAAAUGUCCUAGUGAUCGUACCCAGGUGAGUGGAGGAGAGUGGCUCAUCACUCGAGGCUCGCUUCUCUGCGCUGCUGUUUGUGUUCCAGGGGACUACCAGGACGUCUCCUGCACUGCAGCCUCAGCCUGUGUGACCAGAGGAGCUCCUCCUGCACUCCAUUGUGUUCCAGACGAAGGAGAUCCCGUUCCAUCUCCAGUUCCGUCCCCCUUAAUCCCGUCACCAUCGGUCCAAUCAGCUGGACUUGGAGUCUGGACUGAGCCUUGGGAGGUACUGCAGUGAGCCGUAUCUGAUUCAUUGUCCUUAUACUAUUAAAUGUACUUUUUCACAUA
Messenger RNA from Salvelinus sp. IW2-2015, 1251 nucleotides. The record is from RefSeq and is a predicted model, not a curated record. NCBI's taxonomy places the organism in Eukaryota, Metazoa, Chordata, Actinopteri, Salmoniformes, Salmonidae.